This is a messenger RNA of Magnolia sinica, 1901 nucleotides long. RefSeq names its product glycerol-3-phosphate 2-O-acyltransferase 6-like. Gene Ontology annotation, molecular function: glycerol-3-phosphate 2-O-acyltransferase activity; phosphatase activity. Gene Ontology annotation, cellular component: membrane. NCBI's taxonomy places the organism in Eukaryota, Viridiplantae, Streptophyta, Magnoliopsida, Magnoliales, Magnoliaceae. The coding region runs from base 70 to 1572 and encodes 500 amino acids. Gene Ontology annotation, biological process: cutin biosynthetic process. The transcript has 2 exons. The record is from RefSeq and is a predicted model, not a curated record.
CCACACAAAAUCACACCUCUCUCUCUCUCUCUCUCUCUCUCUCUCUCUCUCUCUCACAGCUGUACUCUAAUGGGGGCUCACCGUUUCGAUCCAAUCUCGAAAUGCAGCUCUGAAGGAAGGUCGAACCAGACGGUAGCUGCUGAUCUAGAUGGGACCCUACUCCUAUCCCGCAGCGCAUUCCCUUACUUCAUGCUCAUCGCCCUCGAAUGCGGCAGCAUCCUCCGAGGAAUUCUUCUCCUGGCGUCGGUCCCAGUCGUCUAUAUUAUCUACAUCUUCUUCUCCGAAUCGCUUGCUAUCAAGAUGUUCAUGUUCAUCUCAUUCGCAGGAUUGAAGGUGAGAGACAUCGAGAUCGCAUCACGGUCUGUCCUCCCAAAAUUCUAUGCCGAGGACGUCCACCCAGAUAGCUGGAGAGUGUUCAGCUCUUUCGGCAAGCGGUAUAUUGUUACUGCAAACCCUAGAAUUAUGGUGGAGCCCUUUGUUAAAAGCUAUCUUGGGGCUGAUAAGGUCCUCGGGACCGAGCUUGAGGUCUCGAAAUCUGGUAGGGCAACUGGGUUUGUUAUGAAGCCUGGUGUCCUUGUCGGAGAGCUCAAGAAAGAGGCUGUAGAGCGUGAAUUCGGCGAGAACAUGCCGGAUUUAGGGAUGGGUGAUAGAGAGACUGAUUUUCAGUUCAUGUCUAUAUGCAAGGAGGGUUUCAUAGUGCCAAAAACGAAAUGCGAACCCGUCCCAAGAAACAAGCUCUUGAGCCCGAUCGUUCUCCAUGAUGGCCGAUUAGUCCAAAGGCCCACCCCAAUAAUCGCCCUUCUCACCUUCCUAUGGAUGCCGAUUGGUUUCAUUCUCUCUCUCCUCAGGGUCUAUCUCAACGUCCCACUACCAGAACGAAUCGUCCGACACAUGUACAAAAUCCUCGGCAUCAAGCUCAUCGUCAAAGGCAAUCCUCCCCCAGCUCCUCGUCGUGGACAAAGUGGGGUCCUCUUUGUUUGCAACCAUCGAACCGUUCUUGAUCCAGUGAUCACAGCCGUCGCUUUGGGUCGCAAGAUUAGCUGUGUUACUUACAGCAUAAGCAAGUUUUCUGAGCUGAUCUCGCCAAUCAAGGCCGUGGCAUUGACACGUGAGCGUGAGAAGGACGCGGCAAACAUCAAACGGUUGUUACAAGAAGGUGAUCUGGUGAUCUGUCCUGAGGGGACUACCUGUCGUGAACCGUUCCUUUUGCGAUUCAGUGCACUCUUCGCCGAACUGACGGACCAGAUCGUCCCGGUAGCAAUCAAAAACAAACAAAGCAUGUUCCAUGGUACGACGGUCCGUGGGUGGAAGCUCAUGGACCCGUAUUUCUUCUUCAUGAAUCCAAUGCCCACGUAUGAGAUAACAUUCCUGAGCCAGCUGCCGACCGAGCUAACAUGCACCGGGGGGAAGUCAGCGAUUGAAGUGGCCAACUAUAUCCAACGGGUCCUGGCUGGGACACUCGGGUUUGAGUGUACCAGUUUCACUAGGAAGGACAAGUACGGAAUGCUGGCUGGGACUGAUGGUCGGAUCCCUUCCAUGAAAGAGACAGAGAAAGAGAAGGAGAAGGCUUAAGAAGAGAAAUUGCCUGUUUUUAUUUAUGUUGUUUGUUUACGUUUGGAAACAUCAUGAUAAUAAUCUGUCUAUCUAUAUAUAUUUCAAUAUAUAUAAAUAGAUUUUAUGUGAAUGCUUUUUGUUAGUGGAUAUCAGGUACCCGAACCCGGUGAGUCAUAACGGUGGUGUUUAGGGGUUGGGUUAGGUGGUUGGUGGUCCAUUGAAUGGAAUUGAAUGUUGUGAUGAACGGUUGAGGGGGGGACAUGUCACAGCGGUUAAAGGUUUGUGAUGUGGUCGAGUCAUGGAUUUCACGAGGAUUUGCAAUUUAAGAUGCAUGUUUGUUCUUUAAA